Messenger RNA from Klebsormidium nitens, 2550 nucleotides. The record is from the annotation of a GenBank genome assembly. Lineage: Eukaryota; Viridiplantae; Streptophyta; Klebsormidiophyceae; Klebsormidiales; Klebsormidiaceae.
CGUCCUUCCACAUAAUUCGACUGAGUUUUUGAUCCGCUCAGGCUGGCAGUGGUGCUUCUCAUGGGUACCGUCCUGUCAACAGAUUUGUCAAGCGUUUUCAACAGACUUAAUAGGAGCUGGUGACUUCUCUUUGUGCGCUAUUGCAGCUGCACGAGGUACCCUGAUCUGCAGUGAGUUGGUGAGUUGGUGAGAUUCCUCCACACGCUUGUCUUUAAAUCAACGACAUAGUAAAUCAAUAUUGAAUGCUUCAGAUAGGAGAUCAGCUGAAGGUCUAGGCUUUGAAGGAAGCACAUCCUUGGCAACUGCCUGAUGAGAGGAGGGGCAAAGUCUGUGCAAAAGCAACAAGGCAUGCGCAUGAAUCCAGGAUAGCAGUAGAGCUUACCAAUCAAAUCUUGCUCUGGAGGGAUUCUGGCUUUGACCGCUACAAUGCUGAAUAUGACGUCUAUGUGAGCAAAAACUGGGGCGAUUCAAAGGACAUGGAGUCCUCUACGCCGGUGCCGGUUUCCCAGAUGGCAUUUGGCGAAGCUGCAGCCAUGGAUGAACAAGCAGACGUCAUCAAUGGACGAGACCAAGGACUACCCCCAUUGAGUAAACUUCUGAAGGUCGCCACUUGCAAGGAGUUAGAUGCAUUCGUUGCCAGGAUUUUCUUCCUCAAAAAAGCAGAGGGAGGUGGGGUUAGGACAACUGGCCUGGUCCCCGCCUGGUUCCCCAACAUCGACAAUCGGACGGAGAAGUAUGUCCACCGAGCGCAGAAGCUCAAAAAGCACGAGCUGCUCCUCGUGCUUGAAGCAGCCUUGACCUCUUACCGCAACGAACCCCAGGGGCGUGAGGCCCUCAAAGCCCUCCAGUACGGCAUCACCGAGUACUUCAAGGAACCAAAGUGCCACUUGCGCCUCUUCCUCCAACGCAUUCUGACGAAUUACCUCAUCUCCCUCACGGGCGUACCAGUGGGGCAGCCUGACGGGGGAGGAAGCCCCUUGGUGAGGUCACCCCCUCCUACGUCGGCACAGAACAGUCGACUUGCGGGUUUAUCGCAAGAAGUUGGGGAGCCCGGGGCGGGUGCGGCGGCUUCAGGCUUUGCGGAGGAUGUUCACCGGGAGGACGUGGUUGCAAAACGCAAGAGGGUUGAGCCGGAAACGCGAACGACGGCGCCUAACGGGAGUCUUGACCAAGAGGGUGCGUCGCCCGCCUUUGCCUCAUCCCUGAUGACAUCGCCAGUGACGUUGGGCCCAGUCGUCGACCCCAGCUUGCCCCCAGGUCUCGAAACCGACAGCACCUCUCUUGAAGAGGACUUUGAGGGGCAAUCUGACUGGUUACCAAUUCCCGAGCCUCCACCUGCCGAGCGUCUACAGCCCUAUAUCCGGACCAAGAGCACCUUUCCUGAGCUCAUGCAAGUUGUCGAGGCUGAACAAGGCGCACCCCAGGAUCACUUCGAGCUGGGCAUGUACUACUUGAUCCCGAUGCGGGGCGCCCCUUAUGACGAGAAGAAGGCGUUCAUGUGGUUCAACAUAGCAGCUGCCUCAGUUGGGCUGAACGAGGGGUCGCCCCAGGCUUGGGCCUUGCUCGCAUGGUGCUAUUUCUACGCGGUCGGAGUGGCUGAAGACCGGGAGGGGGGUGUCAUGUGUGCCCGGAGAGUGCCUUGGGACCCCGUCGCCAUGUUCAUUCUGGGGGUGGCCUAUGCGGAAGGCUCGGGCGGGGUUGAGAGGGACCUGGAGGAGUCAAACAAGUGGUUGAAAGCAGCUACGGAAGGGCUGCAGCAAUCGUCCGCUUUCAACGACCCUUUCACGCAGCAACUCUUGGGUCUCUGCUGCUUGAACGGGCACGGCGGGACGGACAGGAGCGUUGGGCUUCACUGGAUUAGAAAAGCUGCUAUUCGAGGUUACCUGUCGGCUUGCAACGUCCUCGGAAAUCGUUUGCGAGGCGCGGGCCAAGUUCGAGAAGCCUUUGAGUGGACUUUUAAGGCUGCGGAGGGCGGCUAUGCCAGUGCACAGCUUGCCCUCGCAAAAGACUUUCUCCACGGCAGCGAUGCGGAAGCAUACUUCAAGUUAGCUGCAGAAAAGGGCCUCUCGGACGCGCAGUUUGAACUGGGUGUGAAGUACGUGGAAGUCGAGAAAGACCUCGACAAGGGCCUUAAGUGGCUCCGUCGGGCUGCUGCCCAGAAGCACAGGAAAGCGGAGGCUUAUCUUGCCGAGAUAGAGAACGAGGAAAUCAGAAAGGGCACCCUCGUCGUCUCGAGGAAAGUCUUGCUUGGUGCGGGAAGUUGUUGCGGUGCGUUGAGCAACCUGUCAAUUGCAGAAAACCAGAGUUUAACUGAGGUAGGUAGCUAGGACUCAUACUCUAGCUGAUGUUCUGUACAUGAUACCACAGCAAACGUUCCUCGGUCACGUAGCGACCAGACCGCUGGUACGAACAAGCUACUGUACCCUUAAUUGUAACAUAGCAAUCAUUAACAAGGAUUGGACUUUAAUCAUGCUGCUUGCACAUGACGUACAGUGGUCAGGGGGACGUAUCCUGUUCUCUGCAGACGGGAACCAGGUUACAAGCAUCAUG